Bombus pascuorum is the source of this 2524-nucleotide messenger RNA. Its product is annotated as coiled-coil domain-containing protein 63-like. The record is from RefSeq and is a predicted model, not a curated record. The transcript has 7 exons. Bases 231 to 1874 code for a protein of 547 amino acids. Lineage: Eukaryota; Metazoa; Arthropoda; Insecta; Hymenoptera; Apidae.
GCUAUAUAGGGUGGCAGAUGUGUUUCUCAAAUGUCGCCGCUGAACCUCAUCGACAGUUACAUUGGGAAAGUGUUUUCCUCUCCGUGGAUCCUAAAGAUCAUCUGCGUGGACGGUGAGGAAGACACGGAUGUGAACGUUGCCAACUUCCGGAAAAAUCUCGGAUCCAUUGAGCGUAACUUUCUAUAAAUGAUUAAUAAAUAGUUGUAAUUAUUGAAAAAUAAAGCUCCAUAAUGGCGCAUAAACUGCAACAUAUACCGGACGAGAUAGAACUUGAGACGAUAGCUAUAACUGAACUUUCAAGAUUGAAAAGGCAGUAUAGGAUAAUGGAAAAUGAUCGAGGUGCUUGCACAGAGGAUGCAAAGUUACAACUGCACAAUCAAAUGAACAUGAUUAAUCGCUUGGAGUACGAAAAGGCAGAACUCGUUCUUCGUAUUAAAACUGCAACUUCGAAAACGUUUGUUCGUAAAGAUGAGGAAAUGGAAGAAAAAUUAAAGUGCAUGUUAACGGCACAAGCAAAAUAUGACGAGAUGAUAAAGACGGAGAAAGAGGAAAUAGCAGAGCUCGAUAAAGAAAUUCGCAAGUUAUCAAAAGAGGUUGAAAUUUUCAAAACAAAAAUUAAGACAGACACGCAACUAAAAGAAAUAUCUUUACAACAAAAUAAAAUGGUUUAUAUAUUGGAAAAUCGACUCGAAGUAGCAACGAAAAGAUUCAAUGAUGUAGUUGCUCAAAACAAAAAGCUUCGAGAAGAAAUCGAAAAUAUGCUGAAGGAAAGAUCGCAGUUCACGAUACUUUGGAAUAAGUUAAUUAAUCAAUUAAACGUCGGAAAACAAAUUAUCAAUGAUUUAAUAGAGCAAGCUACCAUCGCGUUCAAUCAAAGGGACGAAGAAUUGAACAAGAUUCAAGCUCUUCGUGAGAGGGGGCUAAGAGAUCUAAAGGCUCACGUGUCAGAAAUGUGCGAAUUACAAAGGACAAUGGACAAUGAAAUGAAAUUGCAAGAAUUUCUUGGUGUAAAAGGACAAUAUCGCGAAAUGGGUGAUUUGAAUGCAAAACGUGCAGCUGAAAGGAAAGCGAAAAUAGAAGAGAAACAAGAUAAGAUCGAGAAUUAUAAAAAUAUCUUACAAUUGAUUAAAGAAUUCACCGGCGUGCACGACAUCAAUAAGCUCAUAGCGCACUUUAUCAAGCAAGAAGAAGAAAACUUUGCUUUAUUCAGUUACGUGAACGAAUUAAACGAUGAACUGGAAGGUCUCCAGUCGAGGAUGGCUCAGUUGACAAUAGCUAUACAAGACGCACGAAUUAUGAACGAAGUUACUGAUCAAGAACAGGCCGAAACAUUGGAGAAACUCAAACGAGAACUUGAAGAACAAACCGCUCUCGCUGAUGCGGCUGAAGAAAAUCUGAUACAGUGUGAUGAUGUAAUAGAGAAAUUGUUAAAAGGAAUAGAUUCUCUCUUUAAAGCAAUUCGUUGUGACAAUUCUCCGAUCUUGCAACUGUUAGGUGAUAAUGAACAGAUAACAACGUGCAAUGUCAUGCUAUACUUAGAGAUCAUUGAAAAACGUAUUACUCAGAUGUUCCACAAAGUAUAUUGGCUAGAUAAAGCUACCAAAACGCAACAAUUGCGUCUUGACGAAGAAAGAAGACCCAGAUUGAAAGUGCCUCCUAUUGAAUAUAUUGCCCCUACCCAACCCUGUGCCUUAUGUAUCGAAAAAGAAGAAUUACAGAUCGUAUCCGAAGGUUUAGAACAACCAUUAACGCGCGAUGAAGCUACUAAAAAGUUAAAACAAAGACUCGAAGAAGAUUACUCGGAACUCCUGCAUAAUAUAUCUGGUUGUCAUUUACCGGCAGCUAGAAAAAUCAUACAGAAACGAUAUCAAUAAAUGGUAACAGAAAGCCUGUAAAUUGAAUACACAAUCAUUAACAUUUACGAAGUACAAGGUAAUUGACCGAAUCCUCGACGUAAUUGUGCGACUCGUAAAACUGUUCUGCCACAAAUUUUCAAUCCAAUUUUUAGUAACAGAUACAGUAAUAAGAUACUUAUCAGUAUUAUAUAUAUAUUUAAUUUCUUUAGAAUAUUUAUUUACAGUAGCUGGACAAGUAAUUUCAAGUAAAACGAUUCUCUUAUUUCGCUGCGCGUUUUUUUGCAACUCUUAUGAUUCGUUUUAAUUCAAGAAUGGUUCGUUUAAUAUGAUCUAACUGUUGCUCGACGUCAUCUUUGCUUACAGUCACGGGAAUAUCCUUUCUCUUGCAGAUCUGUUGAUAUAGAUUCCAGCAACACGUUUUUACUUGCAUGUGCUCCAAAUUUUUCUCCGCUGCAGUUACUUUUAUUUCAGCCACGAUUGUUUCCCAUUUACGAGCUUGUACUUCUGCCCAAUCGCGUCUUGCUUGUAGUUGCGCUAAUUUAUUAUUCAAGCCCAUAAUUUUUUGCGACUUUGACUCUGUCAUAUGAUGCUAUAAAAAAAGAGAUACGCAUCCUUUCCAUUGUACAAUUAUAAAUGGAAAACUAAUAAAAUAUAUCUUAAGAAAAUUA